CUACUUGUAUAGCAAGUUGAGCUGCAGCCCAGCAGCAGAGACACACAACUUGAAAUAAUAAUAAUGGUACGCGCCCUCCUCGUGCACGCGGUCCAGAGCACAGCCAUGGAGUUCCGCGCUAGAUGCUGCAUAUGGCACGCGCGCGUGCGUGUGCUUCACGAGGCUUGCCCGUGAUGCGCAAGCCGGCACAUCCAACGGCUCGUACCGCGUACGCGGCAUCUGCUUCCGCACCUCCGUUGACUUCACGGAGCCAGAUAGUCCGGAGGCUGAUCUUUUCUUGCCCCACCUCGAUAGGCUACCGUGGGUUUCCUCAUGACGCCUUGGUGCGGAAGAGGGAGACAAAGGCGCCAGGAGGUGAAAGCAUCUGGGAAGAAGGUAUAUAUGUCGGACUUGAUGCGCUCACAUCCCGCGGUCUGUCACUCCAUCCAAACAAACCCAUUCCCCGCUCAAAGAUUCAAUCGCUGGCAGCAUCACUCGUGACCGUUCCUCUGACCGGAUUUAGCGCAAACAUACCGCGUCUCGACCCAACAGAAGUUACGUUUUGCUCUCCACUGCACAAGCAUCGCUUCACCCACAUUUCACAUCCACUCCAUCUUUACAAGAUGCAGCUCGCAACAGCUUCUACGGACUCUUUGCCGAUCUAUGCGGUCAUCUGUCCCGCCAACUCUGUCCAGAUGGGCAAGAGCGCGACGACCAGUGCGCUCCCCUCCAAAUUGAGCGACGAUGCGAAGCUCAACACCGACGCAAGACGAUUUCAGCGUCGCUCAAUGCCUCAUACUAGGUCCAUGGGCCGUCGAAGCACGGACAAGAGAUGCAGCGCCGUCUCUUUCGAAUCCCGAUACGGUGUUCCUCUGGAUGCGCAAACGCGCAGGGACAUCUUUGGUGAAGAUCAAUCCAGGCCGAUGCUGGGCUCGACGGAAGAGGCACAAACGAGACAACAAUGGCACAUCACUUUGCUUCCGGAUGACGAGAGCCUGGAAGCUUCUCGCUCGAGCACCGAGACCGAAGCGGAAAGCGCUGCGGAGGCGGAAAGCGACGGACACGCAGCACGUGCACGUGCACACGCUCCAGCACCAGUAACGGCAGUACCAUGCGACUUCAGCCUCCCCAAGCCAUCUUCACAGUCGAGCAAGCCAGCAAGAUCAGAGCUGCAAAGCGUCGCAACUGGUUCGGGUUCCUCGUCGCCGCGCUUGAACCCACGAAGUCUCAACCUCCAAACAGCUCUGGUCUUGCCGGCAUUGACCACGGUCACUUGCCCAACCACACCUCGCCUAUCCGCACGGAUGUUGCUCAAGACUUCCAUCGGCGCAGAGCUGGAGAACCUCGGCCUCAAGCGCUUGUUCAGUCGCUAGUCCGCCACUCGCUGCUACGCGAUCGCGAGCCCCUUCGCGGGCGGAAGAGCCUCACAAGGAGUCGCGAUGCACCCUUAACGGCUGCUCCGCGCCUGCUUCGCCCGUAUCCGUUUGCCUCCGCUGCCGGCCAUGAUCACGUUGAAACGCCCAUCAUCUUCACAUACCCCUUGUCGCGUCUCAAUUGUCUG
Messenger RNA from Ceraceosorus guamensis, 1540 nucleotides. RefSeq lists its product as hypothetical. Bases 123 to 1352 code for a protein of 409 amino acids. The transcript has a single exon. The record is from RefSeq and is a predicted model, not a curated record. Lineage: Eukaryota; Fungi; Basidiomycota; Exobasidiomycetes; Ceraceosorales; Ceraceosoraceae.